Messenger RNA from Carlito syrichta (Philippine tarsier), 1804 nucleotides. RefSeq names its product solute carrier family 3 member 2 (gene SLC3A2). The record is from RefSeq and is a predicted model, not a curated record. Bases 16 to 1722 code for a protein of 568 amino acids. The transcript has 11 exons. Lineage: Eukaryota; Metazoa; Chordata; Mammalia; Primates; Tarsiidae. Gene Ontology annotation, biological process: amino acid transport; carbohydrate metabolic process.
GCAAGAUCCGCCUCCAUGGAUCCCGACCCUCCCGAAGCCUCGGUCGGCGUCGACUCGGUUCCGCCCCAGCCGCCCAGUGCACAAUCCGAGGCUGAUACCCGGGGUCUCAGCGCGGGGGGAAUCUCAGGCACCAUGAGCCAGGACACCGAGGUGGAUAUGAAGGAGGUGGAGCUGAAUGAGCUGGAACCCGAGAAGCAGCCGAUGAACGCGGCGUCGGGGGCGGCCAUGGCGGCGGGCGGCGCCGAGAAAACCGGUCUGGUGAAGAUCAAGGUGGCCGAAGACGAGGCGGAGGCGGCGACCGCGGUCAAGUUCACGGGCCUGUCCAAGGAGGAGCUGCUGAAGGUGGCGGGCAGCCCCGGCUGGGUGCGCACCCGCUGGGCGCUGCUGCUGCUCUUCUGGCUGGGCUGGCUCGGCAUGCUGGCGGGCGCCGUGGUCAUCAUCGUGCGGGCGCCGCGCUGUCGCGAGCUGCCGGUGCAGAGGUGGUGGCACACGGGCGCCCUCUACCGCAUCGGCGACCUUCAGGCCUUCCAGGGCCGCGACGCGGACGGCCUGGCGGCUCUGAAGGAUCGACUUGAUUACCUGAGCACGCUAAAGGUCAAGGGCUUUGUGCUGGGUCCAAUUCACAAGAACCAGAAGGAUGAUAUCGCUGGGACCGACUUGGUACAGAUCGACUCCACUUUUGGCUCUAAGGAAGAUUUUGACAGUCUCCUGCAAUGGGCCAAGAAAAAGAGCAUCCGUGUCAUUCUGGACCUCACUCCCAACUACCGGGGCGAGAAUUUGUGGUUCUCUACUCAGGUUGACACUGUGGCCACCAAGGUGAAGGAUGCUCUGGAGUCUUGGCUGCAAGCUGGCGUGGAUGGGUUCCAGUUUCGAGAUGUACAGGAUCUGAAGGAUGCAUCAUCAUUCUUGGCUGAGUGGCAGAACAUUACCAAGAGCUUCAGUGAAGAUAAGCUCUUGAUUGCAGGAACUAACUCCUCCGACCUUCAGCAGAUCCUGAGCCUACUUGAAUCCAACAAGGACAUGCUGUUGACUAGUUCAUACCUUUCCAAGUCUAACUUCACUGGGGAGCACACAAAAUUCUUAGUCACCCAGUAUUUGAAUGCCACUGGCAGUCACUGGUGCAGCUGGAGUCUGUCUCAGGCAGGGUUCCUGACUUCCUUCUUGCCGGCUCAACUCCUUCGACUCUACCAGCUGCUGUUCUUCACCCUGCCAGGGACCCCUGUUUUCAGUUAUGGGGACGAGAUCGGCCUUCAGGCAGCUGCCCUUCCUGGACAGCCUGUGGAGGCCCCAGUUAUGCUGUGGGAUGAAUCCAGCUUCCCUAACACUGCAGGGGCCAUGAAUGCCAACGUGACUGUGAAGGGCCAGAGUGAAGACCCUGGCUCCUUCCUGUCCCUAUUCCGACGCCUGAGUGACCAGCGGAGUAAGGAACGCUCCCUGCUGCAUGGGGACUUCCAUACACUCUCCACUGGGCCUGAACUCUUCUCCUACAUCCGCCACUGGGACCAGAAUGAGCGUUUCCUGGUAGUGCUCAACUUUCGGAAUGUGGGUCUCACAGCCAGGCUGGGGGCCUCCAAUCUGCCUGCCAGCGCCAGCCUGCCAGCCAGGGCUAACCUCCUGCUCAGCACCCAGCCAGGCCGUGAGGAGGGUGCCUCCCUUGAGCUGGAACACCUAAACUUGGAGCCGCAUGAAGGCCUGCUAAUCCGCUUCCCCUAUGUGGCCUGACCCUAGCCUGACCAGGACCCACUACCCUCCCCCUCCUCUCCCCCCCAGGCCCUUUGGGUUCUGGUUCUUCUCCCUUUUUUUA